Molecule: messenger RNA, 2455 nt
Organism: Lepisosteus oculatus (spotted gar)
Lineage: Eukaryota; Metazoa; Chordata; Actinopteri; Semionotiformes; Lepisosteidae
Product: potassium channel subfamily K member 16-like
Biological process (GO): potassium ion transmembrane transport; stabilization of membrane potential
Cellular component (GO): plasma membrane
Molecular function (GO): potassium ion leak channel activity; outward rectifier potassium channel activity
Source: RefSeq, a predicted model, not a curated record
UAUUUGGAUGCGCGCCUGUAGUGUUUCACAGGAUAGAACACAGCGAGCCGACGUUGGAAAACACCGCGCUGGAACAGCAUUCUGAGGAAGAGAUGAGAAAAGAAAUGUACCUCCAGAAGUUACUGUUUCUAAAAAACUACACAUGUUUAACCAAAGAAGCUGUGGAAACUUUUGUUGAGGUCAUGACUGCAGCAGUGAAAAGUGGGGUGAAUCCUGUGGGUAAUGGCAGUAACUGGGACUUCAGCAGUUCUUUCUUCUUUGUUGGCUCCGUAAUAACAACUAUAGGUUAUGGAUACCUGGCUCCAAGGACAGCAGGAGGCCAAAUGUUCUGUGUUCUCUUUGCGAUGUUUGGAAUUCCCCUGAACCUAAUUGUUCUGAACCAUGUGGGGAAGAUCCUGUCUUCUUGGACUGAGAAGCUGGGGACUCGACUAUACAACAGAGGAAUGGAUGAGAAAAGGGUGAAGGUUUUUACCAUUGUUUUCUUCUUGGUGGUUGGAAUAAUCCUGUUCCUGGCUUUACCCCCAUUCGUGUUCAGCCUCACAGAAAAAUGGAGCUACAGAGAAGGAGUCUACUAUGCGUUUAUCACCCUCAGCACGAUUGGAUUUGGUGACUAUGUUGUUGGCAUCAACACAGCAAAACCGUAUUAUCGAUGUCUGGUUGCCUUCUGGAUACUCUUUGGAAUGGCAUGGUUGGCUCUUCUGUUUAAUCUACUAACCACAUUUUACAAAGACACAGAGAAGAAAAUCUCCAAAGUGCACUGGAAGAGAAAAGCAGCAAAGGCCGACAAGAAGAGGUCGAAUAGCUCCCAGACAUCAGGGUCUGCUUCAGAAGAUGUCAUUCCCAUGGGGACCAGUGAUGACCAUGAACAGCAAACCAGUUACACGCCUGAAGCCAUUUCACAUCUGACAGUCCAGCUGAGUAAACGUGUUCAAGGGCCUGAUAUACAUUCAGCCACAGACGAACUGGUUUCUACCAUGGAAAGCUAAUAGUGUACAAACUUUUUAGUGUUUAAUGUCAAGGCUAUAUUUCAAAUUUCUGUGCUGUAAGUGUGUUUUUAUGUGUCAUGUGGAAAAAAAAUCGUCAAUUCAUUUCAGGAAAGAAAGUAAGAUGCAAUGCCAGGUGUGCCUCCUGUUCCGUGGAAACAGGCCACAUUCGCAUGAGGAGUCAAAAACCUCCUGGGGCCCUCAGGACUUGCUCGGGAGGCUUGUCCCCACCGCCUGCCCCCACUUAAUGGCUAAUUAGUCCAUUAGUCCAGGGUAUUUCAUCCCUGAUGUGCCACUGAUCCAGUGCUCUGUCAUUGAGUUACCUCCUGGCAAGAGAAGUGCUCAUAGCUUCCAAGAAGGACAACCAGCCUGCAUCCAGCCCGAGUACAUCUGUCUGUCUGUCUCGAACCUGCGCCGCCUGUCCAGCCGAGCCCUGGGCCUGUGGUAUGGAGCUGUACCUGCUUCCAGCCGGCGCUGCACGACGGCGCAGUCGCCCUGCCCUGCUGUCGCUUAUCCUGUUUGGCCAGCCUUCGCAGCUCCAGCCCGGCGAUCUCCGCCAGCUCUCGUCCCUCCUCGCGCCUUGACUGGGAGUGUGGAAUCCUCAGACCGUCCUGCAGGCGCGGCUCUUUCCAUCUUCCCACUAUGUCAGAACAGCGUGAAAAAUAAAGAAAUAAAUACAUGAAAUGAUACUACUACGGUUAAAUAUGCUCUAAAACGGCUUGCUGGGAUAGUCCCCGGCUCUGCCGCGGCCCCGAAUUGGAAGAAGCGGAUAGAAACUGGAUGGAUUUUGUGAAGUGGAAGACCAGGUGAGAAGGGUUUGCCACUCAGAGGUACAUUGAAGAAAAGAGCUGUGAUGCACGAGUGACGCAGCAAGCCAAACUAAAACAUUCAGCGCAGUGUGUCAACAGCACUGCGGUUAAACAACCCGAACAUUUCAUCCUUUUACUUGAGCUUACACGGAUCACUCAGUAAACACGAAGAUUUAUUUCACACAUUAAUUUCUAUUGAUAAAAUAACUCGCGUAAAUUAAUGAGGUAAAGUUGUUUUAAACUCAAUAAUUUUAUUUCACUGUAUUUAGAAUGCCUAUUAUUAGCAAACCCUCAUGUAUUUCUCAAUUACUGUAACUUUCUUCAUAUGUAUUCACUCCUGCCAGCUUCCCAGCUUUGUGUCGGAUCAACAACUUCAACAAGUGUACUUGAUAACAUACUGAAGGAGCAUGUUUACCAAAUAAGGCCUUUUUUGGAGGACAGAAAUGCCCACUCAUUCCACUUCAUUUGCUGCCUCUCAGUAUCUCUUGUGGAUUUCUUUCCAGCAACACUGUAUUAUAUAAUAUAUUGGAGUUCAGGUUUUUUAUUUGCAAGGAAAACAAAAGGGCAAUUUCAUGCACUGAGCAAGAGUGUGAUUUCAAUGUUAUAAUAUUCAGAAAUAAACCUGUAGAAUUCACAAAUAUAAUGCAGUCUUGUGUAAAUGUA